Aspergillus clavatus NRRL 1 is the source of this 1698-nucleotide messenger RNA. RefSeq names its product transcription factor domain-containing protein. Gene Ontology annotation, biological process: DNA-templated transcription. The transcript has a single exon. Bases 1 to 1698 code for a protein of 565 amino acids. NCBI's taxonomy places the organism in Eukaryota, Fungi, Ascomycota, Eurotiomycetes, Eurotiales, Aspergillaceae. Gene Ontology annotation, molecular function: DNA binding; zinc ion binding. The record is from RefSeq and is a predicted model, not a curated record.
AUGUACGCUUCCCAUGUCAAAUACCCAAUCGAACCUGCACAUGCUGAUAGAAGUAGUCCCUGGUCCCGCAAACGCAAGCGCAUCACCAACAGCGUCUCCCCGCCACGGCCCAGCCCCCCACCCCGGCCGGCUGCGCACCCCGUCGCCCAUGAAACCAGCUACAGCGGACGCAGCGAGUACCUGAGCGGCAGCGUCCCCUUUGACGAGACCCUGGUACAUGUCCAGUCCGGCCAGGACGCCCCGGACACCGCCAGCGACGAGGACACGCAGCUCUUCCAGCAGCAGCGGGUCUACGAUCUUCCUCCGUCCAGUGUCCAGAGCCAUCUGAUCGACUGCUUCAUGCGGUACUGCGCGCCGUGGACGCCGAUCAUUGAGCCCGGGUGGCUACGCACGCCGUCCCCGUCGCCGCUGCUCCUGCAGGCCGUGUUGCUCGCGGGCAGCCGGGUGUCUCCGACGGCGUCGGCGGCGGUAUCGAGUAAGGAUUUCUACCGCAAGGCGAAGCUGCUCUUCUUCUUUGGUGGCGGGAAUGACUCCAUGGUCUCGAUUGUCGCGGCGUGUCUUCUACAUUGGUAUAACCCCGUCGGCCCGGAAAAGGUCUCGACGGACACGAGUGGCUUCUGGAUCCGCACCGCCGGCGCCAUGGCGUUUCAGAUCGGGCUGCACAAGGAGCCGGCGCUCAAUGCGAAGGACCGGGGGCUGAGGAGAAGGUUAUGGUGGGCUCUGGUGGUGAGCUCAGCGCUUCCCUAUUGUGUCAAUUUCAAUUUUUCCCAUGCGAACUCAGAGAGAGAAAAACAGGUACGCGAUAACAUCAUCUCGGCCGGCACAGGACGCCCACGCACCAUCAACCUGCACGACAGCGACGUUCUCCCGCCGACGCUCGACGACUUCGACGACCAGAACGACGACAAAGCGCAGCUCUUCCUCGCAUACACCACCAUCUGCCGCCUCCUCGGCGACACCGUCGAGGAAUGCCUCCGCAAAACGAUGACCGGGCGCCGCCGCAGCGAGCUCGAAACCGCCCUCUACCGCUGGAUCAACCAGGCGCUUCCACGGCUGCGCCGCUCGCAACCGCAACCGCAAACAGACGCCUUCGAAGUCAACCAGCUGCUCGUCGUCUACCUCGCCAUCCUCGUCAUCCUGCACCGCUCCCCGACCCCCAACAGCGUCCCCUCGGCCGCGUCCCUGGUCGCAGCCUCCAGCAUAGCCGGCGUCUUCGCGGACUUCCACGCCCGAGACCAGCUGCAGUUCCUGGGGCCGAUCUUCGCGCUCUAUGGCCUCACGGCUGGCUUGUCGCUGCUCUCGGCGUAUCGGUACCCGGCGCUGCAGGCCACCGCCGAGGCCGAGCUGUCGACGAUCAAGCUGUGUCUGCAGAGUCUGUCGAAGCGCUGGCGCUCGGCGGUGGGCCCGAUCCGGGCGCUGCACCGCUUGACGGAACAGGUUCGGCGGCAGCCGGUGUUUGAUGGCGGGGUGCCGCGGCUGGGGGACGAUCUGGUCGCCUUCUUCCAUGGCGUGGAGACGCGGUAUUGUCGGCAGUGGGAGAUUAUCCAGGGGCGAGACCCGGGGGGGAUUGGGUCUGGGGUGGCUGGGCCGGCGGAGCAGACGAGUGAAGUGCCGUUUGAUGGGUAUAUGGAUAUCCUAGAUCAGAACUGGGAGGGAUCGGGAUUCGACUGGAGUGGUUCGUGGUUACUGGAUAUAUAG